This is a messenger RNA of Haliaeetus leucocephalus (bald eagle), 398 nucleotides long. RefSeq names its product arf-GAP with coiled-coil, ANK repeat and PH domain-containing protein 1-like. The annotation marks the transcript as partial. The transcript is spliced from 3 exons. The record is from RefSeq and is a predicted model, not a curated record. NCBI's taxonomy places the organism in Eukaryota, Metazoa, Chordata, Aves, Accipitriformes, Accipitridae. Gene Ontology annotation, molecular function: GTPase activator activity.
GGGGGGUCCCCAAGCACUACCCAACCCCUGCCCCCCCCCAACAGCCCCCCGAACGUUCGUGGUCGGGGUCCUGGGGGGUUCGGGGGGGGCCCCCUGAAUCUCAGGUUCUGGAGACGGUGCUGGGGCUGGAGGGGAAUGGGAGCUGCUGCGACUGCCGGGAGCCGGCACCCGCCUGGGCCAGCGUCAACCUGGGCAUCACCCUCUGCAUCGAGUGCUCCGGCAUCCACCGGAGCCUGGGGGUCCACUUCUCCAAAGUGCGUUCGCUGACGCUGGACUCCUGGGAGCCUGAACUGGUGAAGUUGAUGUGCGAGCUGGGGAACAGCACCCUGAACCGCAUCUACGAGGCUCGGGUGGAGGAGAUGGGGGUGAAGAGACCCCCCCCCGGCUGCUCCCGGUGA